This is a messenger RNA of Ornithorhynchus anatinus (platypus), 1634 nucleotides long. RefSeq names its product CBY1 interacting BAR domain containing 2 (gene CIBAR2). The record is from RefSeq and is a predicted model, not a curated record. NCBI's taxonomy places the organism in Eukaryota, Metazoa, Chordata, Mammalia, Monotremata, Ornithorhynchidae. The transcript has 9 exons. The coding region runs from base 147 to 1034 and encodes 295 amino acids. Gene Ontology annotation, biological process: cilium assembly. Gene Ontology annotation, cellular component: ciliary basal body; ciliary transition zone.
UGGGCCAGGUCGGGAACAGCUGCUCCUUUUUUCCGUCAGCCCUGGCUCCGCUCCUCACGGCCUGGAGGACCCUGGUUAUUAUUGUUGUGACUUAAACCCAAACCCCUCUAAUUGCCUAUAAAAGCCAGCUGACUUCUUCUGUAACAAUGAACAUCAUCCUAUCCAGGGAUAGUCAGGCGAAGGUCAUGGAGAACACAGUGAACAAUGCGGAGAAGUACUUUGGCCAGUUCUGCACCCUUCUGGCCGCCUACACCCGGAAGACUGCCAGACUGCGGGAUAAGUCUGACCUGCUGGUUAAGCAGCUUAUCGACUUUGCCAACACGGAGAACGCUGAACUGCGCACGGCCAUGAAGAACUUUGCAGAGGAAUUAGCAAAAGUUCAAGAUUACCGUCAGGCUGAGGUUGAAAGACUGGAAACCAAGGUUGUCAAUCCCCUGAAGCUCUACGGAACCCAGAUUAAGCAAACCCGGGCAGAGAUCAAGAAGUUCAACAACGUCCGGAACAAUGAGAUCAAGCAGCUAGAGAAACUGGAGCGGCUCCGGCAGAAGUCACCCUCUGACCGCCAGACGAUCUCCCAGGCCGAGACCAAUGUUCAGAAAGCUUCCGUGGUUGCAAACCGGACCACCCACCAGUUGGAAGAGACCAUUGACACUUUCCAGAAGCAAAAAUUGAAAGACAUUCAGAAAAUUUUCUCUGACUUUGUAACCAUCGAGAUGGUCUUUCACGCCAAAGCCGUGGAGGUCUAUUCCAAUGCCUUCCAGAUUCUAGAAAACUUUGACCUGGAAAGAGAUAUAGAGGAUUUUCGAGCCAAGAUCCGUAUUGAUUAUGGAAACUAUGAUGCAAGACCAGUUGGGGCUACCAGCCUUCCCUCGCCUGUUCCAUGGUCCACGAGUGCUCAGAGCACACUGCGGAGUCCCAGGAGGCAGCAGCAGGAGGAGGAGGACGAGGAAGAGGAAGAGAGUGAAAAUGAAUCUGCACAGGAGGAUCCAGUACAGGACCUCAGGGAGAGAAGGGAGUCACAGGCUAGAAGAUAACCACAGUUAGUAAGUCACCAAAGCAGGACUUGGAAAUUUUAGCUGACUCUUCCUUGAAGAUGGGGAUGUCCUUACUGUGCUUUAGGUUGGUUAGAUCAAUCACUGGUAUUUAUUGAGCUCUUACUGUGUGCAGAGCACUGUACUAACAGCUUGGGUGAGUACAACGUAACCGAGUUGGUUAGGCUCUACGAGUUCGCUCUCUCGAAUUGUACAGAAACAGCACCACCUCUAAGAAUUGGCACAAGACCAUCUGAACUCAGAGAGUUGACCAGUCAAAAUCCACAACGGUGGAGUGGGCAGAUUAAGAUCCUGAAUUUUAAUUUGGAGCCAUUAGAUGACCGUGGAAUCCACUGGCAAUGCUGCUACUUCAUUAUUGUCGAGUCGUUUCUAAUUCACAGCGACUCCGUGGAUAUGCUUUCUCCAGAACCUCCUGUCCUCUGCCAUAAUCCGCAACCUUUCUAAUGGUUCUCCCGUUAAAGUUAUGGCCUCCAUCUAGCUGCCGGCCUGCCUCUUCCGUUUUCCCUGGACUUUUCCUAACAUGAGUGUCUUCUCCAGAGAAUCACUCUUCCUGAUUAUGUGUCCAAAAUAUGCUAAUCUAAG